This is a messenger RNA of Vigna unguiculata (cowpea), 1034 nucleotides long. Its product is annotated as NAC domain-containing protein 2-like. Gene Ontology annotation, biological process: regulation of DNA-templated transcription. The record is from RefSeq and is a predicted model, not a curated record. Gene Ontology annotation, molecular function: DNA binding. NCBI's taxonomy places the organism in Eukaryota, Viridiplantae, Streptophyta, Magnoliopsida, Fabales, Fabaceae.
AUAAAACCCACCUACUCUAUUCUUUCAUACAUUUCAAGUAACAAAGCAAAGCAGAGCCAACAACAACUACUACAACAGCUAAAACACAUAAGCGAGGAGAGGAAAAGCAAAUGAAGGGAGAAUUAGAGUUGCCACCAGGGUUCAGGUUUCACCCCACGGAUGAUGAAUUGGUGAACCACUAUCUGUGUAGGAAAUGCGCUGGUCAACCAAUUGCUGUUCCUAUCAUCAGAGAGGUCGAUUUGUACAAGUUUGAUCCAUGGCAGCUUCCAGAAAUCGGAUUUUACGGCGAGAAAGAAUGGUACUUUUUUUCUCCUCGGGACCGCAAAUACCCCAACGGCUCACGACCGAAUCGCGCCGCUGGAAGUGGGUAUUGGAAGGCCACCGGCGCCGAUAAACCGAUCGGAAAACCGAAGGCGCUUGGGAUAAAGAAAGCUCUGGUUUUUUACUCGGGAAAAGCCCCCAAAGGAGAGAAAACCAAUUGGAUCAUGCACGAAUAUCGGCUGGCAAAUGUUGACCGAUCAGCCUCCAAGAAAAACAACAACCUGAGGCUUGACGAUUGGGUGUUGUGUCGAAUUUACAACAAGAAAGGGAAGAUUGAGAAAUACAACACGGGGGCACCGAAAUCGGAGACUGGGGUGGUUUAUAAUUUUGAACACGAAACGAAGCCUGUGAUUGAGAAGCUUAGGAAUGAGCAAUUGUCUACGGAGAGUUCAGAUUCGAUGCAGAGGUUGCAGACUGAGUCGAGCGGUUCAGGGCAGGUGGUUUCGCCGGACGUGAGGUGGGAGAGAGAGGUGCAGAGCCACCAGAAAUGGAAUGACAUAGGGCUACAGCUAGAAAACGCGUUUGAUUUUGAAUACAAUUACUUUGACAACAAUAAUAACCUUUCGGUGGAUGACCCUUUUGGGAGUGUAGAGUACCAAAUGCAGGACGUGCUCAUGGAAGCCCUGUUGAUGUGAAAACGAAACCUUUUGGACAAGGGGGCUUCAUUAUGUGCAUUACAUGGGACCCCCCUACCCCAAAAUAAUUUUGUAAAG